AUGGAUUCAACAGGCAGUUUCUUCAGUAAACUGCGAGCCUUGGCGAUCACAUUGGAGAGACAGGCUGAGCAGCUGAAGCAAGCUUUUCGUGGAGACGAGACAGAAUUUGAGGAUGACUCCCCAAUGAGGUAUUUACAUGAACUGUACUCGGAAGUCAGGACACUAAAGGGUGAAGCUGAUAAUGUUCUUAAGAAGAAAUCUGAAGAAAGGGAUGCUACAUACGACUUCAUAAAGGCUAGCAAAGUUCUAAUGAACAGUAAUGCAACAGACCUUGGAAAAAUAAGAGAUCUUUUUGAGAAAUAUGGAUACCAGUCAAUUAUUAGGGAAGAAGCAACAAAAGAUGAAGCUGAAACUGAUCCUGAACCUGUCAAGUCUGAUCAAGAGGAAAUGAAAAACCUCGCUUGCCCAGAAAACUCUUCCGGGCCUGAUCCUCUGGUGCGGAUUCCACAACUUUCAGAUUUUGGGCUUUCAAAAUAUGCUCUCCCCAGUACUUGGAACGCUAUGCAUAUAUUACCCCAAGCCCAUGUACAAAAGGAAGAGCCAAGAGAGGACGACUCUGGGUGCCCAUCCCCCAAGGUAGAACAGUUCUGUAUGAAUGGACGUGACCUUUGUGUGGAUGACGACACUGCAUAUUUAACCGAAGACCAAACAAUCUUCCUGCUCAACAAUGUGAAAAAAACUAGGCAAGCUAAUGAGAUGAAUGGGCCAUCAAUGGUGUCAGCAUCCAAAGAGAACCUAUCUACACCUGGGCAAAAGAGUAAAGUGCGUGAUUAUGAUUACAUGGCUUCACCUGCGGCACCCACUUUUCGUACGCCUGGCGUGAAAGUCCCCUCCAGAAAGAACACCGCUUUACCAAAAUCCCCAGAGAGUAACAAGUUGGAUACAUCUAAUCAUACAGAUGAAGUUACUCAUCCAAAUCCUCUGCCUGUGGAAAAAGAGCCUGAACAAGCAUGUGUCAUCCAGACGGUACCAAAUAAAAGAUACGUGGAAGAAGCUGUUGCAUCUGUCCUGCCCUCAAGCAAGUGUCUGGACUAUCCUGAAACGCCUGCUCCUCCUGCAAUAUCAGACUAUAGAAACAUACUCACCUCUCCUCCACCAGCUCCUGAAAUAACUGUGAUUCCAACGCAAAUGCUGCAGAUUUUAUCAAAGUACAACUCAAACACAGAACCACCCAGAUCAGCCGGGAAGCUGAAUAAUGAAGGGAUUUCUGCAGAGUUUGAAAGAAGGCCUGCACUUGGUGUCAGUAACAAAGAAAACAGAAUGGUUGUCACUUUGGACAGCUCAAGAAAUGGAAUAGAAAACUACGUGGGAAAAGAAUAUAGAUUUUUUUGUAUUAAUGAGUGGCCCUAA
Molecule: messenger RNA, 1350 nt
Organism: Euleptes europaea (tarantolino)
Lineage: Eukaryota; Metazoa; Chordata; Lepidosauria; Squamata; Sphaerodactylidae
Gene: SKA3
Product: spindle and kinetochore associated complex subunit 3
Exons: 9
Coding region: 1-1350 (449 amino acids)
Biological process (GO): mitotic cell cycle; chromosome segregation
Cellular component (GO): spindle microtubule; outer kinetochore
Source: RefSeq, a predicted model, not a curated record